GCCAUUGCCAUAGCUUCAGAAAUGCAGAGUACAGUUAAAGAAGAGGAUUGGAUUAAUAGAGCCACAAACGAAGAGUUGCUUGAAGCUAUAGCAGAAAUACAAAGCCAUAUUCCUGAAGAAUCAUUGGAAAAUGAGUGUUACAAGAGCUUUCUAGGCAAACUAGAAAUUGAAACAGAGUUUGUGAAAUAUAUGUAAAUAAUGUUUAUCACUGCAAAUCAUCAGGAAAGUUAUGCCAUCACUGAGUAGGAGGGCAUCAUUGGUGAGAAAGCGUUCAAAGAGUAGGAGUUCUGCUAUAGAUAGGUUUGUCACGUUGACAAAUGAACAGAAAUGUCUUAUACUACAAGCACAAUAUGAAGACCUCAAAAACGAAAGUGAACAGACACGAAUUAGCUUUGAAAAAGCAUUGGAUCUACAAAAAGUAAUAUAUGUGUGACUCAUAUUAAUGGUACUGUCCCAUUUUCAUCAGGCUAUUUCUGAAGAGUUGAAAGCACGUCAAGAAGAAAUCCUGAAAAAUUAUAACCAAUUUUGCAAACUAGUGGGAAACAAGAAUUCAUCUGAGGGUCUUCAAGUUGUUCCAGCUGAGAAGGUCCUACGUUUUUCGGACGACUACUCGAAAUUUCUUGACACUCAAUCGGAUAAACUUCGUUUGAAAAAUAGUUCUAUAAAAAGUACUUUGAAGAAAUUUGAAGAACAGCUGAGGCAAAAGGAAUCUGGUGAUGUGUUAGGUGCUGUCGAUUUUGAACAGAUGAAGAUAGAUAACACUAAAUGUCUUGCAGAAAUCGAUGAAAAAAAUCAUAAUAUUCAGAAAAUGAAAAUAACUGCUGCAAGGACACUUCAAAUCCUAAAUGGAUACAAAAAAAAGUUAAAUGAAGCAUUACAAGAGGAGAAAUACAUUAAAGAAGAACAAAAGCAACGUCGAGAAAUGCAAAAGCGCGUCGAAAGUGAGACCAUCCUAGCAAAGCAGGAAUUACGAUUGGAAAGAACUCUUAACGAAAAAUUCGAGGACCAAAUCUCAUCAUAUCGUGUGCCAUCUGUAAUCGAUUUUGUAAAAUUGGUUAGCGAAGAACGAGAUUUAACACGCAAACAAAAUAUAUACACUCGAAGACUAAAGAUAGCAGAAGUGGAACUACAUUGUCAAAAGAAACUCUGGUUGAAAAAACAACGGGGUAGCCAUAAUGAAACAAUUUAACCGAUGGCGUCUACGGAACAGCUUCACGACUACUUUUGAAAAUAGAAUUUAUCAGGAUGAUAUUUAUUUAUUUAUUCAUCGUAAUAAACAA
Molecule: messenger RNA, 1280 nt
Organism: Schistosoma intercalatum
Lineage: Eukaryota; Metazoa; Platyhelminthes; Trematoda; Strigeidida; Schistosomatidae
Source: the annotation of a GenBank genome assembly